AAAAAACAGCAAUUCACAUUCGUUUUCAGGUGAUGAUUUUGAUUCAGACAAAUGUGAACGGGCCCAAAGAAGGCGAUUCAAAAAUAUUCAGCAAGAGUUAUAUCAUUUUAAAGGAUCAUUUUAUGUUUGAAUAAAUAAAAUGUAAACAAAUCGUAUUUACAUCAUGAGCUUUGGGUGGAGAGUGGAGAAAUGAAAAUCAUUCGAUUGUUCACUUGGCGGAGAAAUGUUGUAGACUUUCUAUUUUAUUAGUAAAUCACGAAAAAAAUUCGUAUUGAAUUUAGUAUGUUUUGCUUGUGGCAAAAAAAUGAUUCCUUGUAAUUCGCACAUUAUCAUCUGACCUUCACCAUGGGUACCAAAAAAAGGAUUCUCUUCGUUUGUUUGGGGAAUACUUGUCGUUCUCCAAUUGCUGAAGCUGUUUUCAUGGAUCUGGUGAAAAAAGCUGGAUAUCAACGUGAUUGGGAAAUCGAUAGCGCAGCAAUUGAAUCAUGGCACGUUGGUAAUCGACCAAAUCCGCGUGCGGUUGCGAUCAUGGAACGCUAUUAUUUGGGUUAUGAUAAUCGGGCUCGACAAAUCACCACCGAAGACUUUUACACAUUUGAUUAUAUUUUGGGAAUGGACGAUUACAACAUCGAAGAUUUGCACGAAUUGCGACCAAAAGAUGCCACCGCGCACAUUUUUCUUCUAGGUGAUUUUGAUCCACAAGGCGAACGAAUCAUUCGGGAUCCUUAUUGCGACAAUAAUUCGGAUGGAUUUGAUAAAUGUUAUCAUCAAGCAAUGCGAAGUUGUAAAAGUUUUCUGGAGGAAAUUUAUGCCGUUGACUAGUUUAAUUAUUUGCUUUGUUAUAUCAUAUAUAAAAGUAUUAUUUUGCUUGUUGAUGUUUGAAAAACAAAAAAAAAAUAAUAAAUUACGGCUUAUUAUAAA
Molecule: messenger RNA, 921 nt
Organism: Contarinia nasturtii (swede midge)
Lineage: Eukaryota; Metazoa; Arthropoda; Insecta; Diptera; Cecidomyiidae
Product: low molecular weight phosphotyrosine protein phosphatase-like
Exons: 6
Coding region: 346-822 (158 amino acids)
Biological process (GO): protein dephosphorylation
Cellular component (GO): cytoplasm
Molecular function (GO): acid phosphatase activity; non-membrane spanning protein tyrosine phosphatase activity
Source: RefSeq, a predicted model, not a curated record